CUCCGCCGACCUUCCUUUCAUUCCUGUAAACCGUCUGCGUAGGGUGUGCUCUGGAGCUAGCCUCGGCACACAUUUUAUUAUGAAACAAACCAAAAGCUAGAGAGCACACGCAGACAUAUUUUUAUAAGAAAAAUAAUAAUCGGUGAAGCAGGAUUUCAUUUGCCAACCCAAGCAACGUUGAAGUAGACGCUACCUUCGAAAAAGAACGAAAGGCUGAGUAAGAGGAACGUUAGCAGGCUAACCAGUUAGCGUCAUUGUUGAAAGCGAGGUUGAUUAACGUUGGUUAACCGCUUGUUUUCUCUUUUAAUACCCUUGCCUUUUCAGUUAUCUUAGUGAAGGGGGGUACUGUCUUCGCCCACUAGCGUCAUUUAAGUUUAGUGACUGCAAAGGAAUACUGACCGAGAAGUCUGCAAGCCACGUUAACGUUAGGCCACGCUCCGACAUUUUGAAAAUCGAAUCAAGCUAACUAGCCUACGUUGCUAACUGUCGAGGUCGCUAAGGUCUCUGUCUGCGCUCUUUAUCCGUGUAAAAGAGCCGUUCCACAUUCAAUAUUAGUGUUGCGGGACGGUUGUCAUUAGUGUAUCAAGUUAAUAUAGCUCUGCGGUUGUGGUAAUACGCUUCGACUGAGAUGAAUCCCAGCGCGCCCAGCUAUCCAAUGGCCUCCCUCUAUGUGGGAGACCUGCAUCCAGACGUUACCGAGGCCAUGCUGUACGAGAAAUUCAGCCCGGCCGGGCCCAUCCUCUCCAUCAGAGUGUGCCGAGACAUGAUCACUCGUCGGUCUCUCGGAUAUGCCUACGUGAACUUCCAGCAGCCAGCUGAUGCUGAGCGAGCCUUGGACACCAUGAACUUCGAUGUGAUAAAAGGCAGGCCUCUCCGCAUCAUGUGGUCUCAGCGUGACCCGUCGCUUAGGAAGAGUGGGGUGGGCAACAUCUUUAUCAAGAACCUGGAUAAGUCCAUUGAUAACAAAGCCCUUUAUGACACCUUCUCGGCAUUUGGAAAUAUUCUAUCCUGCAAGGUUGUUUGUGAUGAAAAUGGCUCAAAGGGUUACGGUUUUGUGCACUUUGAGACCCACGAGGCUGCUGAGCGGGCCAUUGAGAAAAUGAAUGGCAUGUUGCUCAAUGACAGAAAAGUGUUUGUUGGACGAUUUAAAUCGCGUAAAGAGAGGGAGGCAGAGCUUGGGGCACGUGCCAGAGAAUUUACAAAUGUUUACAUCAAGAACUUCGGGGAGGACAUGGAUGACGAGAAGCUGAAGGAGCUGUUUGGCAAAUAUGGGCCAGCACUUAGUAUCCGAGUGAUGACUGAUGAGAGUGGCAAAUCGAAAGGAUUUGGCUUUGUUAGCUUUGAGAGACAUGAAGAUGCACAGAAGGCUGUGGAUGACAUGAAUGGAAAAGAGCUGAAUGGCAGACAAGUGUAUGUGGGCCGAGCACAGAAAAAAGGGGAGCGCCAGAAUGAGCUCAAGCGCAAAUUUGAACAGAUGAAACAGGAUCGCAUGACCAGAUACCAGGGUGUCAAUCUAUAUGUGAAAAACCUGGAUGAUGGCCUGGAUGAUGAACGGCUCCGUAAAGAAUUCUCUCCAUUUGGAACCAUAACAAGUGCUAAGGUAAUGAUGGAGGGUGGUCGCAGCAAAGGCUUUGGCUUUGUGUGCUUCUCCUCCCCUGAGGAGGCCACUAAAGCUGUGACAGAAAUGAAUGGGCGUAUUGUUGCUACAAAGCCACUGUAUGUAGCUCUUGCCCAGCGCAAGGAAGAACGUCAGGCACACCUCACCAACCAGUACAUGCAAAGGAUGGCCACUGUCCGUGCUGUGCCCAACCCUGUACUCAACCCGUACCAACCUGCCCCACAACCUGGCUAUUUCAUGGCAGCUAUACCUCAGGCCCAAAACCGUGCUGCGUACUACUCUGCCAACCAGCUUGCCCAGCUCCGCCCCAGCCCCCGUUGGGCUACUCAAGGAGUGCGUCCUCAGCACUUCCAAAACAUGCCGAAUGCCAUGCGGCCAUCAGCUCCCAGGCCCCAAUCCUUCAACACCAUCCGUCCCACAGCAACCACCAACACCCAGGUCCCACGCAUGAUGGCUUCGCAGCGCAUGCCCACUCAGGCUCUCAGUCAGCGCCCAGCCAGUGCUUCAGCCACUGCUGCUCCAGUGCGUGCCAUGCCCCAGUACAAGUAUGCUGCCGGAGUACGCAACACCCAGCAGCACCUGGCCUCUCAGCCACAAGUUGCUAUGCAGCAACCUGCAGUUCAUGUUCAAGGACAGGAACCCCUGACUGCCUCCAUGCUGGCUGCAGCACCUCCCCAAGAACAAAAGCAGAUGCUGGGUGAGCGUCUGUUCCCCCUGAUCCAGAACAUGCAUCCAAGCCUGGCAGGCAAGAUCACGGGUAUGCUGCUGGAGAUCGACAAUUCAGAACUUCUUCACAUGCUUGAGUCGCCUGAGUCACUACGCUCAAAGGUGGAUGAGGCUGUUGCUGUGCUUCAGGCCCACCAGGCCAAGGAAGCUGCCCAGAAGUCCACCACCCCUGCUGGUGUCCCCAGUGUCUAGAGCAUUUUGAAACCUGCUUCACCGAUGGAAAAAGGAAAAAAAACUUAAACAUUGAAAAACCUAAAACUCUGAAAACAUUGCAAAAUGAUAAAUUAUUUCUUAAAAAAAAAACGAUUGACGUUUGCCAGGUCUAGGGUUGGUUUGACUAGACCUUGUUCAUAAAUAAAAAUUUGUUGAAAAAAAAAUAGCAAAAUAGAGAAAAUUGACAUUAUAAAUUUGAAUGCAUUCCUCUGUUUUAUGUCAUUUUACUGUCAGUGCUCACAAUACCAGCUGCAUUCAGGAAGGGAAAGAUGGUGUCUGAGCAUUUUGAGAGGUGAUUUGUAUUGUAUACUACUGGCUGUAAUAAAUUCUCAUUCAAAAUA
Betta splendens (Siamese fighting fish) is the source of this 2898-nucleotide messenger RNA. Its product is annotated as polyadenylate-binding protein 1A. The coding region runs from base 629 to 2536 and encodes 635 amino acids. The record is from RefSeq and is a predicted model, not a curated record. NCBI's taxonomy places the organism in Eukaryota, Metazoa, Chordata, Actinopteri, Anabantiformes, Osphronemidae. The transcript is spliced from 15 exons. Gene Ontology annotation, cellular component: ribonucleoprotein complex. Gene Ontology annotation, molecular function: RNA binding.